Aegilops tauschii subsp. strangulata is the source of this 2909-nucleotide messenger RNA. NCBI's taxonomy places the organism in Eukaryota, Viridiplantae, Streptophyta, Magnoliopsida, Poales, Poaceae. The record is from RefSeq and is a predicted model, not a curated record.
CAUUUUGUAUGGAUAUGCUUUCUGUUGGGAGAUAGACAUAAAUCUCUCUCUAUUUACUCACUUUGUUCUAUGAUAUAUCUUUUGACAUUAAAUCGCCGCUCAAUAUAUCUUUGAUACAUUUACGAAACCUGAGUCCAGCCGGGUAUAUAACACACACGUCUUCUCCUUUUUUUUCUCAGAUAUCAGUGAAGACAGCCUCUCUUUUGUAGGGCUCUUGGCUUUCUCUGCCUGCCUUCCCACUCUCUUUGCCCUUUCCAGUUGUCUACGACCCCAUCUUUUUCACCACCGUCUCUCUUCUUCCUCCCCUAGCCGCCCACUGUACAGCCCCUUGUUCCCAACCUCCCCCGUCUCCGCCGUCAGAACUCGGAAGCCGUAAGUCAUGUCCUUGCUUGCGACACUCAUUGUAUCUGUGUGAGAAAGAGACGGGAGAGGAGCUUACACCGAGAGAGAUGGGCGUGCAAGCAAGAAUUCUCCAAUCUAGUCCCUAAAUUGCUCUCGUAGAGUACUUGUUGGUGGUACAUAUAUACUUGUAGUGUAGGAGGAGAGGGAGAAACUAGUGGGAAUUGGAAGGAAGGUGGUGUGGUGGUGGUGGCGGCCAUGCAGCAUCCCGAGCAGGGUGGCGCCGGGUACCCCUACGGGCCGCCGCUUACAGGGAUGGCCCCGUUGUUGCCGCAGCCGGCAUCCGCGACCGUGCCUGUCAGCAGCAUCCCGUCUCCGCGGCCGCCGCCGAUGCAGCCCCAGCCGCAGCCAGCGGGGACGAACUUCGACCAAUUGCCAGCCGCGCGUGUCAGCAGCAUCCCGUCUCCGACGCCGUCGCCGAUGCAGCCGCAGCCGCAGCCAGCGGGGACGAACUUCGACCAAUUGCCGGCCGCCGGCCCCGUCAGCGGCGGCGGCAGCGGCGCCGUCAGCUUCCACGACGACGAGAACACGCCGGUCGACGCCGGAAGCGGCAGAAGCGCCGGCGACGCGGGGGCGGGAGGGUCCGGCAGCCGGUGGCCGCGCGAGGAGACGGUGGCGCUCAUCAGGAUCCGGUCGGAGAUGGACGGCGCCUUCCGGAACGCCGCCCUCAAGGCCCCCGUCUGGGAGGAGGUCUCCAGGAAGCUUGCGGAGCUGGGCUACCGCAGGAGCGCCAAGAAGUGCAAGGAGAAGUUCGAGAACGUGGACAAGUACUACCGCCGCACCAAGGAAGGCCGCGCCGGGCGCCAGGACGGCAAGAACUACCGCUUCUUCGCGGAGCUCGAGGCGCUCCACGCCGCGGCCCCGCAGCAGAACCAGCCGAUGGCGACCGCCGCGACAAUCUUGCCAGAUCCUCGGCCGUUGGCAAUGGCGCCUGCCUAUCCUGGCGCUGUCCUGCCGGACCUCAGCUUGUCGUCGAACUCGGAGUCAGAGUCGGACGACGAGUCAGACGAUGAGGAAGACCAGGCGGACGGCGGCGGCGGCAGGAGCAACGAGAGCAUGAUGGCGCUCUUCGAGGGGAUGAUAAAGCAGAUCACGGAGAAGCAAGACGCGACGCAGCGGCUGUUCCUGGAGACGCUUGAGAAGUGGGAGGCCGACCGCACCGCGCGGGAGGAGGCAUGGCGGCGGCAGGAGCUGGCCCGCAUAAGCCGCGAAAGGGAGCAGCACGCCCGGGAGCGAGCCGCCGCGGCCGCCCGCGACGCGGCACUUAUCGCGUUCCUCCAGCGCGUCGGCGGGAGCUCCGUGCUGCCCACACCAAUGCCAGCCCACACGGCGCCUCACCCGGACGCGCCGGGCGCCUCGCUCCAGCUGGUGGUCGCGGCGUCGGAGGAGGGCGGCCGGCGAGGAGGGGAGAGCAGCGCGGGCAUGUCACGGUGGCCCAAGGAGGAGGUCCAUGCGCUGAUCCAGCUGCGGAUGGAGAAGGACGAGCACUGCCAGGACAUGGGGGCCAAAGGGCCGCUGUGGGAGGACAUCUCCGCCGGCAUGCGGAGGAUCGGCUACAACCGGAGCUCCAAGCGGUGCAAGGAGAAGUGGGAGAACAUCAACAAGUACUUCAAGAAGGUGAAGGAGAGCAACAAGAGGCGGCCCGAGGACUCCAAGACGUGCCCCUACUUCCACCAGCUGGACGCUAUCUACCGCAAGAAGCAAUCUGCCGUGAGCAACGCCGCCGCCGGCUGCUCUAGCACUGCCUUCGGGAACGCUGUGGGCGCGGUCAACGCCUCCGCCUCCGAGCAGCAUAACCCCUGGCGCGAGCUCGAGGGUAAGAUCAGCAACGACUUUGACAGGAGGCACAGCGUUGGAGGGGGGAGCUCAGAUGCCCCGCCCGGCGACGGCGAGGUGGCCGCGGCCAGCACCGUGCUUGAUGCCAUCGCUACAAACAAGUCUGAAGACAACGUGAUGGCAAUGGAGUCAAACAUUCAGUCCCAGCAGACGGAGGUGACGGCGACGGACGAGACGGACAGCGACGACAUCGAAGGCAACUACAGCGAUGAUGGCGACGACGACGGCGACGAGGAUGACAAGAUGAAGUACACCAUAGAGUUCCAGAAGCACAAAGAAGGCGGAAGCGGUAGCGCCCCUGCUGCCCCGGCGACAGCUGCGACGGUGGUGACGAGUUCGGCCCCGACAGGCAGCACCUUCCUUGCCGUUCAGUAGGCGCCCGUGCCGAAAGAAAACCAGGCACCAGCUUCCUCUUCGGUUCAUGAGCACCAGCAGCCCUUGGCAACAUCCUAUACCAUUUGUUGAUUUGUUUCUGUAAUAGCAACCUCAGUGGUCAAAAGACAAAAAGAAAACCAAACCGAAAUAAGUGGCUCCCCUCUGUGAUUUCAUAAGUAGACUGGAAAACAGGGGAGGUGCUAGAUCAAUAGAAAUCCCAAACAGCAAGUCUUUUUUAUAGGAGGCUUAUUAUAGCCUAAAUUUUACCAUUUAUGUACAUUGAUAUAGCAUUCUGAAAA